Molecule: messenger RNA, 732 nt
Organism: Cyanistes caeruleus (blue tit)
Lineage: Eukaryota; Metazoa; Chordata; Aves; Passeriformes; Paridae
Source: RefSeq, a predicted model, not a curated record
CGGCCCCGGUACCACUCUGUCUGCGAGAUCUGCGGCACCAGGGUCAUCUGGAAGAACGGCGUCAUCCUCGGCUUCGCGGCGUUCAUCGGCUCCGGCAUCCGCCACUGCUUCACCCGCAACCUGGUCCCCCACCUGCCCCACUUCUUCUCGUCCCACCUGGUGCUGCUGGGCACCGAGGCCGCCGCCUGCCUCUUCGUGUGCCUGACUGCCGAGCGCUUCGGGCGCCGCGCCAUCCUCCUGCUCUGCACCGUCCUCACCGGCAUCUCCUCCCUGCUGCUGCUGGCCCUCACCCAGUACCUGCUGGAGCUCAUUGUCCUGGCGCUGUCCGUGGUGGGCACGGCCGCCUCCCACGCCGUCACCGUGCUCAGCAUCUUCUUUGCCAGCGAGGUUCUCCCCACCGUGGUCAGGGGCGCCGCCCUGGGCUUGGUCCUGGGCGCCAAUUUCGUGGGCAAAGCCGCGGCGCCCAUCACCGCCAUCCCCAACAGCCGCGGCUUCUUCCUGCACCACGUCGUGUUCGCCUCCUUCGCCAUCCUGGCCGUGCUCAGCAUCAUGUUACUGCCCGAGAGCCAGGGCCGGGCCCUGCCCCAGUCCCUGAAGGACGGCGAGAGCCAGCGCCGCCCGCCCCUGUUCCGCCGCCCCGCCCGCGAGGACCACCUGCCCCUGCUGCCCCCCCAAGCCAUUCCCCACGACUAUUCCCGCCUGGCCGCCUCCACCAAGAGAAUGCUGCGCUCC